UCAACAAAUCUGACUUUGUUUUCAUUGUGCUGGAAUCAUUUCUUUAAAUCACGAUAUACUUACGAUACAUGUUUUUUCAUAUUAUCCAUGAAAUUAUUCUGACGCUUUGUCAUGUCGAGGUGUCAGAUAGAAAUUUCUAUGCAAUGAAAUGAAAAAAAAAGUUUGCUUUCCCGAUCGAUCACUCAUCGAAAGCUCAAGCUAGCUAAAGCUAUAUUUAUCUCAUACAUACGUAAUUUACUCCUUCAAUAAUUCCUUUAAUUUCCAUCCAACCAUCCAGUUACCUGAACCCUUCAUAGUCAAACCUUACCCAAACUUACCAAAGUUUAGUAGCAAAUAUUUAAUAUAUUUAUAAAUAGUCAGUCAAUAGCCAAAAACAGCAGCAAAAACCUACCGUCAAGUAUUACUUUGUUUAGUCAGAGCUGAAUCUUUUUAGUAGCAUGCGUUUCUUUGAGGCUUUCCAGAAUAAGAAUUUUUCAUAAUGAGGAUAUUUACCGUGCUACAAGAUUUUUCAGCUAUUUAUUACCUUUUUGCUUCGUGUUACCAAUACUACUACCUCUCUCAUUACCAUACUUACACCUACUACUACUCGUUUAAUUAUCAUUAUUAUUACUGUACUACCUACUACCUCACUUUUUAAUCUUGACUUGAACAUGUCGUUUCGUAAAACGUACACCCACCCUUGAAAAAAUCUGUGCUUUCACUUUACCAAAAAUUUUUGUAUAUUGUUGCGAUACGUUUAUGCGAUGAUUUCUUCUUUUUCCAUAAAUUUGUCCAUUAAUUUCCAUAAUUUCCACAAAUUAUUAUGUGCCAAAUAAAAAUAUCGCAUAAACUAUGAGCACUAAUACAUAAUUAGAUAAUUACCUUGCUUUAAAAUUAUUCAUUUAUUUUAUCUACAUUAAUUUUAUUUUCUUGUGAGCACUUUACAAUUUAUGUUCGUACCUGAAUAAAAAAGACACUAUUUUUAUGAUAUUUCGUUCACUCACGCAUUCUUUUCAAUUGUUUGAUUUCAAUUUUUGUGAUCUUGUUUGUUAUUCUUAAUUCUUAUUCAUGUUAAUUUUAGAAUUUUUGUUAUGUUGUGUGGUUGUUUGGAAUGUGUGUAUUUAAGUAUGUAUGCUAGUUUGGAGUACAUUUGUGAUUUUGUGUAUGAGAGUGGAUCAAGUUUUUUUAAAGAAAAUGAUACGUAUGUAAAUUGACACUGCAAAAGAAAACCUAUGUGCAGCUUGAUCAAUCGUCUAUUAUUACAUCCCUGUAUUAAUACUUAAUUGCUAUUUAUUGAUUACAUUUCGCUACAAAUGUAAUUUAUGUAAAAUUGGCUUUUUUGUUACAAUCUUAAAAAUUCUACUUCAAUAAUUUAAAAAUUUCUACCCGUUUUUGUGAUAUUUGUCAGCCUUGCGUUCAAUUCAAAGAAACUUCUUUCUUCUUCCAAAGCUUUUGUACUCCUGAAAUUCCACAAAAAAAUGUAUAUAAAAUUACGUCCGUGAUUUCCAAGUUUGUCAGCUUUCACCCUUAAAUUUCUAUAAAAUUUCUAUAAAAUCUAUCUCAAUAAAACGAAUUUUCAGAGCACGGUAACAUAUUUAUGAUCUGAAAGUAUUUUAAAACACGGCUGUUAUAGACAUAACUUGACCAAAGUAUUGCACACAGGUUUUGCUCUGCCAGUUUGAAUAUUUCUAAACGAUGAGUGCCUUACCAGGAGUGAGUGAAAGUUGGAGAAAAUGUGAAAUUAUGUUAUAAAAUACUUGCCCAUGCCGCACAAGAAUUGCCAUUUUCGUAACUACACAGUAGUAAAUAUUACCAAGUGCAAAAGUGUAACAAUUACAGUGACUGAUAUAUUUUUAAUGAUUGUCGAGAGUGGAGAAAGUUAAGAUGGUUGCGAGAGUUUGUUGUACAAAUGUUGAGAGAAAGUUGGUCUCAUUUUGAACCAGUUUUCUCACCCACACACACUGCACGAAUUAUUUUUAUUUUACUUAUUUUUUUUACCAAAAUAUUUCAUUCGCUCAUAUUUAUUCUUCACCAGCUACUUACUUAAUUACCAUAAAUAGUUAUUAUAUGCCCUGCGACUUUGCCAUGCCAUUCUUGCAUAAAAGCCGAUGCAUUCUGCAAAUGCCUUGCAUUCCGCAUAUUUAUUAAUUAUAUGAAUGAGGAAAUACAGUAUUUUUCUUAUAAUUUUAUCGCAAAGGUGACACAACGGUGAACAUGUUGAAAUUUGUUUAUUUUAUUUAUAUUUUAUGAGCGAGUGCGUUAUUUACUCCGGAAUUUAUUGCCAUAAAUGUGCAUUAUUAACAACCCAGCAGCAGCAGUGACGUGCUAAUCUGCCAUUUAAUAACAAUACGUGCAUAUUUGACUGACUGAUUGAUUGAUUAAUUAUUAUUUAAAUUCCUUAAUUUAAUUAUUAUUAUUAUAUUUAUAUUUAUCACCUAACGUACAUGUUUACAAAAUUGUUCCUUUUCACACGUGCCGCACUACUUUACUAACCGCAGUCAGUAUUAACCCUUGCGUCAAAAUAAUGAUUCAUAUUACACCACAAAUUUUAAAAGUAUUAAUAAUUACUUAUCAAAAGUGGGAGUUGGUCCCACGCUAAAUAAAAAAAAAUACUUAUUGCUUGCGCUUACACCAAAACUAAAAGUUUUGACAAACUAAACUAAUCACAAUUAGUUUAAAUAAUUGCGAGGAUAACCAUUUUACAUAAAUACAGGAUGAUUAGAGACAUCUAUUAAUUUUAUGAAAAAAACAAUUAUUCCCGUGUUUCUGUGUGUGUGACCUUUGUUACUUACCUGAUGUUUCGCAGUCCACUGGGAGGCAGGCCCAGGGGACGAGGAGGUGAAAAGUGUCAAAUUCACCACAACUACUACUACGACUAUCACAAGUGCGGUGGAUCGUGCCUCCUCCAAGUCCGAGGAGUCUGUCGGAUUCGGGACUCCGGAGAAGGGAAAGCAUUCCUACUCUUCGGAGGAGAAAGAGACCGAGAGUCAGUCUCAGUCCGCGUUCGACACGGGGAUUAGCGUGACCACGACGAGCGCUAGUGUUAGCAUUAUUAGAGAUAGCAGUAGCAGAGAGCCUGACACGGAAGGCGAGGUUUCCGACUUUAGCUUAACCUCUCCGAAAAAGGAGACCCUGGGCAAAGAUAUUAUUAGGAAGGGAGUAGUUACCCCGUCAUCCUUCGAUGAUGGGGUGGAUGAUAGCACGAGCUCCAGAGUUGAUGAUACUUUCACCCUCACGGAACAUGAUAUGACUGAUCAGGAAGAAGAGGAUGAUAAGACUUUGGACGCAUCGGUACCUAAUAUUCAAGCACAAGCCCAAGUUCCAACAAGCUUAACGCUAACGACGACUACCACGACGAGUGAACAAAUUCGGGUUGAAAAACAGCAAGUGAAAGUAGAAACAGCAAAGCCCCAGAAACCUACCCCUUCCCCUCCAGCGACUGAAUCUACUGUUACCGUAAAAGUGGUGGAUAAGGCGUGCAGCCCGCUACAGACACAAGUCGGGACUCCAGAGAAAGAAAAACUUAAACCGGAAACGGUUUCCCGAUCGCAACAAAUGACCACAGAGUCUGUCGACGCGCAAGUUGGGACGUCCCCACAGGACACCAAGCAUAAAGACGUCCUCACGCGGCUACACAACUUAACCAAUAUGCCCAUCGGAGAUGAUGAAAUUUAUACCACUCUGAAAAAUCAGGAGGCAGAGAUGCUUUCCAAAAGUGGGGAAGUUGUGCAUUCCAAAGCGAUUGAAACUCCAUAUUCUGGAGGAAAGGGUAGCGUUUCCAGCACUACGGACUUGAUGAGUCCACCUGCCACGAAAGCAGACGCUGCUGCUACUACAUCUCCGAAAGGAACUACUUCCGGUUCCAUAGAGGACGACGAGAUGCAAUUCGACCUCAGCAUUGAGGAGGAAGAAGCUUCCCCCGAUAAACAAGAAGAAACUGAUGAAAACGUACCUGACGUUGUUCCAGAUGCUAAACCUAGCGAUGAUAAGCCUAGCGCAUCAAUGACAACGACGACUACCACAACCACUACGAUAACCACGAAAGUUAUCACUACUGGAGAAGAGUCUGUCCCCCAACAGAUUAUUGUUAAGGCUGACGACACUACUAUUACUGCCGAAGAGAGGAAAGAUGUGAAAGCGGAGAAAGCUGUGAUAUCCAAAAAAGAGGAGACUUCAACCAAGAGAUUUAUUGUAGAAAAGAGUGAUCAAGAGGAAAAGUCGCCUCAAGAGGAGAAGAAAGAUUUGCCUGAAAAGAUUGUGAUUCUUAAGGAAGAGGUCGUCGUUGUGGAGACCACCACGACCUCCUCCACUGCUGGAGUCAGUGGUCCCCCAGUCCCCCAAAAUUACUCCAACUGCAAGUUGACGCUUCCAGCUCGGAAGUCUCCACGUCCGACAGUCCCCCCACAACGGUUAAAGAUUUAGAAGAAAUUUCCACCGAUAUCGAGUUAAAGUCUGAAAGUCAUGACAUAUUAGGAGUAGAAGAGGGAACAAAGCCUUCCAAAGUGGAAACUGAAAAGGAGAAAGUUGAAAAAGACAAGAAACCUGAAAUUACGCCGUUUCCAGGUGAGACUGCUAAGUUAACGAGCCUUGAGCACCCCAAGCUUA
Molecule: messenger RNA, 4584 nt
Organism: Folsomia candida
Lineage: Eukaryota; Metazoa; Arthropoda; Collembola; Entomobryomorpha; Isotomidae
Product: mucin-5AC-like
Exons: 1
Coding region: 3226-4401 (391 amino acids)
Source: RefSeq, a predicted model, not a curated record